GACAAUGUAAACGCCCCGGAAACCGUAUUUGCGAUUGCAAAGUAAUCGAUUCCAGAACUGAAAAUUCCCCAUUUUAAUUCGAGCUUCCGGCUGCAAAACGCCCCAAUAAACAAUGGCAGGGUGUCGAAGGUAAUAAGCAGCAGACAGAAUAAUGUUGCAGCAGCAACAUCGAGAGGGUCUGAGUAGUGUCUUUCCACUCAAUACUCAACAGAGUUCAUUGUCAUCCCUCGUCAAUGUCAGGAAGAGGGGUAGGAUGGGCAUUCUCCGCAGGGCUCAACGCGGCCAUGGCCGCCAUUGCUGCUAAAUCCUUUCAUUCUCAGCUCGACUGGAGAUGGCAGUGUGUCAAAUAUGCCUUGGUUGUUUUUUUCAAUGUGAUCAUGUGGGCCAGUUAUGUCAAUAGCCUCAAAGCUCUUUCAUCAUUACAAGCUACAGUCGUAAACUUUGCUACGAACUUUCUCUCUUCGGGUUUUGCAGGCUACUUGUUUUUCGAGGAACAAUUGUCUUCCCAGUGGUUUGCGGGUGCUUUCCUUAUGGUUUUGGGCACAUUCAUCCUUAGCCAGUCAAGCAUUGAACAAGAUGCUACUCAUCAGCCUAAGAAGCUCAGUCCAGACUAAAGGUUUAUAUUCAAGUGUUGUUUUCUCCUUUCCCAUCUCUCGAACCAUUACAUUUUCUUACCCCCUUUAGAGCUGCUCACCACUAUUUAAAUGGCAUAUCGUCAUUGGUCUAAUGGCUGAAGUAAGGAUGGAAGAGAAAUUGAGCUGUUCAUCAUUUGGUUAUUUAGAAUAACUGUGAGCAGAUCCAUCAGUAAUUGUUUUUUCCUGUUACAAACACUUAGGGAUUGGUGGUGCCUUUCCAUUUACAAAAUGAGAUGUCAUAAAUAUGCAUACAUGUUGAGGGAUUGCCUUGUGACUUGAUAUG
Molecule: messenger RNA, 918 nt
Organism: Amborella trichopoda
Lineage: Eukaryota; Viridiplantae; Streptophyta; Magnoliopsida; Amborellales; Amborellaceae
Source: RefSeq, a predicted model, not a curated record